This is a messenger RNA of Encephalitozoon hellem ATCC 50504, 642 nucleotides long. RefSeq lists its product as uncharacterized. The record is from RefSeq and is a predicted model, not a curated record. Lineage: Eukaryota; Fungi; Microsporidia; Unikaryonidae. Bases 1 to 642 code for a protein of 213 amino acids. The transcript has a single exon.
AUGGGAGAUGUCUAUUCUCUGGACAAGGCCAUAAAGAGCAAAAAGAGCAGGGGAGUUUCCCAGGAUGUGAUUGAGGAGGCGGAGAGGAUUGAGGAGCAGAACUAUGAAAGGGCUAAGGGAGUCAGGAUGCAGCUUGACGAGUCUGCCCUCAAGCAGAAAGCAACGACCGAGGAGCUUAUGAGGCAAGGAGAGACUUUGGAGAAUGCAAGGAAGGCGGCGAUUGGGAUAAACGCAAAUGCCAGGAGAGGAUCUGAUAUUACGGAGGAUAUUGAGAGGGAAGGAAGGGUGUUCAGCUGCGAGCUUCCGUGUGUGCGUGCGAUAAAGAGAUGGUUCCGAGGAAAUAGGGGGAACAUUGAUGACAUUGUGAACAAGAAGCAGGGGGAGGAGGUGGAAGAAGGGGAAUAUGUUCCUCAGCACGUAGAGUUUGAAGAAGAGGGCGAAGAAUACAUCAAGGGGCAGAACAAGACUGAUCGGGAGAUGGUGGGGGUGCUGAACACUGUGAGGCAGAUAAGGGCAGAGGCGGACAAGCAGAAUAAGGAGGCAGUACGGCACAAAAGCAUUGUGAACGACAUAUCGAUGAUUAAUGAAAGAUCCUCCAAGGUGAUCAAGGAAACAGACCAGGAGCUGAAGAAAGUGGAAUGA